Miscanthus lutarioriparius is the source of this 1317-nucleotide messenger RNA. Lineage: Eukaryota; Viridiplantae; Streptophyta; Magnoliopsida; Poales; Poaceae. The record is from the annotation of a GenBank genome assembly.
AUGGCCCACGGCGGCGGCGGCGGCGGCGGGAGGGCGAAGGUGACGCCGAACCUGGCGGUGGACGGCGAGGGCACGCGGACGCUCAACCUCACGGUGCUGCAGCGCCUCGACCCCGCCGUCGAGGACAUCCUCAUCACCGCGGCUCACGUCACGCUCUACGACUUCGACACCGACGUCAACCAGUGGAGCCGGAAGGACGUGGAGGGGUCGCUAUUCGUCGUCAAGAGGAAUGCUCAACCCAGAUUCCAGUUCAUUGUCAUGAAUCGCAGGAAUACAGAUAAUCUAGUUGAAGAUCUCUUGGGAGAUUUUGAAUACCAACUCCAAGCUCCUUAUAUAAUGUACCACAAUGCUGCUCAAGAAGUUAUAGGAAUUUGGUUUUACAACUCUCAGGAGUGUCAAGAAGUUGCAAAUCUUUUCAGCAGGAUUCUGAAUGCUUUCUCGAGGGUGCCACCAAAGCCGAAGAUUGCCUCUGUUCAAAGUGAAUUUGAAGAGCUGGAAGCAGCACCUGCGUUGGUUGAAGGUCCUCUGGAACCGCAAACGUCAAAUAUCAUGUCAACUACUACUCACGUUCAAGAGGAUCCUUUAUCUGCAUUUUUCAGUGCAGCUGCAAAUGCUGGUGGCAACUCCGCUGUAGCUGUUGCAAGGCAACCAAUUCAAUCUUUUGGUACUACUCCAGUGGCUACACAUGCAGCAACUGGUAUUACUACAACACAAUCACCAGGCUUGCAUUAUUUGCUUCCUUCACAAGACUCAUCGGUUUCUGGGGUGCCUGCUGAUGCUCAUGGUGGCGCUGGUUCUAUAGGAAGGUCCACAAGCCUUGUGAAUCCUUCACUUUUCUCACCAUUGACGUCUUCACAGACAACAAUGAUGCGCAGUAAUCCUGCAGUACCAACUGCUCCACCUCAACAUCCUCGUACCGCUCAGCAGCCGCAAAGUGCUCCCUUGCUUCAGCCUUUUCCGUUACCUACGGCUUCACCAUCUCCACCAUAUGGGACUCCAUUACUUCAACCGUUUCCGCCACCUAAUCCGUCUCCAUCUCUUGCGUCUGCACCAGUCUUGAGCCCAGCACUGUCUAGAGACAAAGUCAGAGAUGCAUUACUGAGACUUGUGGAGAUGGUUACAAAAUCUGUGCUGUAUUCGUGGUGCAGAGAAGUUUUGUUCCGAGUAUAUCUCGAAACUUUUGCUGAACCAAACAUUUUGGGACCUACCUACAUCCUCAAGUGGACGGUUGGGCCAUGUUUUAGCAAAACAGGUGUCCAAAGAGUAGAGUUGGAGUGCAUGCAAAAUGGCGAAGAUUGUUCCCUCUGGCCUGCAUAG